AUGCUCCUCGAUUUCACAUCAAAAUGGCCCUCACUCGUGAGCCGGCCGCCGAGCAGGAUGCGACUCCUGUUGGGUCUGUUCGUUGUCGUAACUGCCAUCGCAUCGCUACACUACUUGCUAAUUGGUGUUCUGUUACGCCUGAACUUUCGGGUCGGGGUCAGCCUAUUCGACCAUGGACUCUACGGCCUAUAUCCAACGCGUCAAUAUGUCAGCUUUAACAUGGAAUCGCCCGAUGUUGAGUUGGCCGUCUGGGACGACCGCUGCAGUGACGGUUACAUUUUCAUUGCGCCCCAUGGCAGUCCGAUCGAGGGAUCUAAUCCGGUGAUUCUCGACAAACAAGGGAACCUGGUCUGGACAAUGCCCGUGGACAGACCAGCGACAGAUUUCAAUGUGCAGGAAUACCUCGGCGAUAAAUAUCUGACGUAUUGGCAUGGAGAAAGUGAUCAUGGACACGGACUGGGCUCGUAUGCGAUGCUGGACUCGCACUACAUCCACCGCUUCGAAGUGACGCCGGUCGGCCAUUUCGAAGGCGACAUCCACGACUUCCACAUCUCGCAAGACGGCACCGCGCUCAUCGUUAUCUACGACCUGAAACAAGCCAAUCUCGAGGAAUUCGAUGGCCCUAGCCAUGGCUUCAUCUACGACGGAGUCUUCCAGGAAGUCGAUAUUGCCACAGGUGAAUUGCUCUUUGAAUGGCAUUUCUCGGACCACGUCCCAUUCACUGCAUCGUACACCCCUGAACUCAAGGGCAGCGGCAAGGACAGCACAUCGCCGUGGGAUCCAUACCAUAUUAAUAGUGUCGACAAGGAUGACGUGGGAAAUUAUAUUGUUUCCGCGCGCCACACGCACUCCGUCUACAACAUCAACAGCACAACGGGCGAGAUCCUAUGGAUACUGGGUGGCAAAGGUAAUCAAUUCACCGAUGCCUCUGGCGGUCGGGCUACCGACUUUGCCUGGCAGCAUGACGCGCGCUGGCACGACCAGCGCACCCUCACUCUAUACGACAAUGCCGCCAAGGACUUCCUUGGCCCUAUCACCAGAAGUCGAGGAAUGAUCAUCGAUGUCGACGUGCCGAACCGUAUCGCCACCGUUCGUGAGCAAUACUUCCACCCAGAGGGCAUUCGCGCUCACUCCCAGGGUAACAUGCAAAUCCUACCAAAUUCAGGAAAUGCAUUUAUCAGCUGGGGUCACUGCGCUGCCUACACCGAGUUUACCCCAGAUGGAGAGGUUUUGUGUGAUACGCACCUUUCUGCCUCCAAUUGGUUCCAGCUGGGCCUUGUGGUGUCAUACCGCACUUAUAAAAAUGACUGGGUUGGCAGGCCACUCACUAUUCCCAUGGCAGUCGUUGUCGAAGACUCGGUUUAUGUCAGCUGGAACGGCGCUACGGAAAUCGUAGCCUGGCGGCUGGAGCUGUGGGAUGGCGUGGAUAUGAAGGAUAUGCAGUUCGAGCCCACCGAGAGGGUCGAAAAAAUCGACUUUGAGACCAAAGUCAACCUGCCGGACGAAAUCCCCAACACUUACUUCCGCCUGGUUGCGGUAGACAGCAAGGACAACGUCCUGGGCAAGACUGCUCUAUUGAGCAAACACCCUCGACAGACCCUAUCUGAGUGGCUGGGCAUCGACGUCUUCGGCGAACUGUCCUACCCCGUCGUUAUAACCAUCUUUGCGUUGUUUUGUUGCUGCCUGUUGGCCAUUUACGGGUUAGUGAAGGCAAUGAUUCCUAUGGUAAGCCGACUUUUCGGCUAUUUCAGUGUUGGACGACGUCUUGGGUUUGAACGUGUUGCGACAAGGACGGAAGAAGACGAAGAGGAAGAUGUACCACUUAUGACACAUAGGCAUGGAGAUUGA
This is a messenger RNA of Penicillium malachiteum, 1848 nucleotides long. RefSeq names its product arylsulfotransferase family protein. The record is from RefSeq and is a predicted model, not a curated record. The transcript is spliced from 2 exons. NCBI's taxonomy places the organism in Eukaryota, Fungi, Ascomycota, Eurotiomycetes, Eurotiales, Aspergillaceae. Bases 1 to 1848 code for a protein of 615 amino acids.